UUGAAAAAAAACGUCACCCCCUUCAUACAUUUCAACUAGCGUUAGCCACCACUAGCGUGCCGCCCUUAGACGCAUUUCCACCGCACGCAAACAAGUAUGUUUCUCGUCAACCCAUUUACCGUGCCCAGUGUCACGUCGGAUGCCUUAGCCCGAUGCGGAUACGCGUCGCCAGCGGAGCUGGUCGUGUGAAAAAACGAGCUAGCUUAGCUAGCUAGCUGGUGGACGCGAAGAGAGGCUAAUGUUUAGAGAAGCGUUAAGCCUAUCACAACAAGCCCGCUAGGCUCCUUAAACACAACCUGCCUCUGAAGACACCACAAGAACCUAAAUAAGUCGUCGUCUCCAAUAAAACAAUUGUGGGUCUCUGCAGACCAGAGCCAUGGGUGCCUUCCUGGACAAGCCCAAGACGGAGAAGCACAACUCCCACGGUGAAGGAAAUGGCAUUUGCUACGGACUGAGCUCCAUGCAGGGCUGGCGAGUAGAGAUGGAGGAUGCUCAUACCGCCGCAUUGGGAUUACCCACUCCCGGCAUGGCCGACUGGUCGUUUUUUGCGGUCUACGACGGCCACGCGGGCUCCAAAGUUGCCAAUUACUGCUCAAAGCACCUUUUGGAACACAUAAUCAGUGCCGGUUCAGGGGUCCAGGGGCAGCAGAGCUCGCUGGCUGGUUCAGAGAGCACCGCCAAUGACCCCCCGGUUGCCCCCACGGUGGAGGCUGUCAAAGCGGGGAUCAGGACAGGCUUCCUGAGGAUAGACGAACACAUGCGCAGCUUCUCCGACCUGCGAAACGGCAUGGACCGAAGUGGCUCCACGGCCGUGGGUGUCCUCCUGUCGCCCGAGCAUUUCUUUUUCAUGAACUGCGGCGACUCUCGGGCCGUCCUGUACCGAGACUCCCAAGUGUGUUUCUCCACGCACGACCACAAGCCUUGCAACCCGCGCGAGAGAGAGCGCAUCCAGAACGCCGGCGGAUCCGUAAUGAUCCAGCGGGUGAACGGGUCGCUGGCUGUGUCCAGGGCCUUGGGGGACUACGACUACAAGUGUGUCGUUGGCAAAGGACCCACCGAGCAGCUGGUGAGCCCCGAGCCGGAGGUUUACGAGAUGUUCCGGAGCCCUGAGCAAGACCAGUUUGUAAUCCUGGCGUGCGAUGGGAUCUGGGACGUCAUGUCCAAUGAGGAGCUGUGCGAAUUUGUGAAAUCGAGGCUUGAGGUGUCUGAUGAUCUGGAGAGAGUCUGCAAUGAAGUAUUGGACACCUGCCUGCACAAGGGGAGUCGAGAUAACAUGAGCGUUGUGUUGGUGUGUUUGCCCAACACUCCCAAAGUGUCAGAGGAAGCCGUGAGGAGGGAUGCUGAGCUCAACCAGUACCUGGAGUCCCGAGUGGAAGAGAUGCUGUCCAGGCCGGCCGACGAGGGCGUCCCCGACCUGGUCACGGUGAUGAGGAACCUGUCCGCAGACUGCAACAUGCCCUCUCUGCCACCAGGGGGGGGCCUCGCCAGCAAACGCAGUGUCAUUGAAGCAGUGUACCACCGUUUAAAUCCAUGCAGAGAAGAAGAAGGGAGAAUCAACAGGCAGACAGCAAGAUGGCACAACGAAACUUGAUAGUUCAUACUGUUACCUGAUUGGCUGUUAGCGUGCCACUCACUGAUCAGUGAUCACUUCCUGCUUUGCUUGUUUACCAGAGCGCGAGUGCCUUUGUUUAUGCAACCAACCUUCCGGUAACUUCCGGUUUCUCCCGACCAGAAAAUAUAAAUAUAUAAGUUUUAUUUAACCCUUUUUUUCCAUUUCUAUUACGUGUCAAUUAGGAUGUAUAUUUGUAUAGUUUUAUCGGCCCAGCCCUAAUAUCCAUCCAUCCAUUUUCUAAACCUGUCCUCAUUAGGCUCAGCUGUAGAGGGCUGACUUUAGGGCGAGAGGCGAGGCACAUCAAACAACCACACAGGUUAAUUAUAUACCUUCUGCUAUUUAGUGGAGGACUUAUUGCACUGCCUGUUAAUACAUGUUACUGGCAUAGAUGCAUAAAGAAAGAAACAUUAUUUGUACUUGAGAAAUAUGGAAAGUCUGAGUUUGGUUCCUACGAUGGUGAUGCAAGUUAAGUUUUAGUGCAAGUCUUAACUAUUUUCGAAAAUAACACCGAUGUCACUCACACUGUACACAGAACACAGGAAGAACAUAUGAAAUACAGUCAUAAAAACAUUAAAUACACAAAUUAAAAGGGACCUAUGAUAAUUGUAAUCUACAUAUAAACAUUUUGUGGUCUAGAUAAUUUGUAUUAGAUAUGCUUUGGGUAAAUAUUUGCAUAGAUUUUGCUCUACAAUCACUUUUAAAAACAGUUUUUUUGAGUCUGUCUGCUAGAUAUUAAAUUCUGGAGGCAUUCCCAGGUUGCAAAUGAAACAACCUAUCAUAAUUUAUGUUUUGAAUGUGUACACGGUCUAAAUAUAGAUCUUGAAGUUGUCAUCGCUAUUUUCUUUCAAGACACGUUUGAAAAUGAACUUCAUAAACAUUAUAUACAUCAGGGGUGUCAAACUUGUUUGUAUUUAGGGCCACAUUGCAGGAAUGGCUUCCUUCAGAGGGCCGUUUAUAAAAAUAAAAAAAUAUUUUUUUCGUAUUUGGGUAAUAAGCUGUUAUUACCAUAUUUUUCGGACUAUAAGUCGCAGUUUUUUUCAUAGUUUGGCCGGGGGUGCGACUUAUGUGUGAAAUUAUUAACACAUUACCGUAAAAUAUCAAAUAAUAUUAUUUAGCUCAUUCACGUAAGAGACUAGACGUAUAAGAUUUCAUGGGAUUUAGCGAUUAGGAGUGACAGAUUGUUUGGUAAACGUAUAGCAUGUUCUAUAUGUUAUAGUUAUUUGAAUGACUAUUACCAUAAUAUGUUACGUUAACAUACCAGGCACGUUCUCAGUUGGUUAUUUAUGCGUCAUAUAACGUACACUUAUUCAACCUGUUGUUCACUAUUCUUUAUUUUAAUUUGCCUUUCGAAUGUCUAUUCUUGGUGUUGGGUUUUAUCAAAUAAAUUUCCCCCAAAAAUGCGACUUAUACUCCAGUCCGACUCAUAUAUGUUUUUUUCCUUCUUUAUUAUGCAUUUUCGGCAGGUGCGACUUAUACUCCGAAAAAUACAGUAGUCGAAAUUCAAGUGUGAUGCAUCUGAUUAAAAAAUAUAUAUAAUUUGACAGUACUAAUAAACAUGUACAAUCACCUAAUGUUAUUACACGAUUUCAGAUACAUUUGAAUAUUAGAUUUUUUUAAUGUUCAAAUUGAUGGAUAACUUGCUUUGAAAUCACAAGAAAAGGUGACUAUCAGACAUUUACCUAUCGUAUUUUACGGAUUAUAGAGCUCAUCGGUAUAUAAGCCUUCUAAAUUUUAAAAGAAAAAAUAUGUUUCCAUAUAUAAGCCGCAGAUAUGUACAUUGUGAAAUGAGUUAUUUACACAAAAAUUUUGUAGAUGUUUAUUUACAUAACUUAAUUGUUUCAAACAGUGCCUGUAACAUGGCAGUAAAACGGUUGAUUAAACAAAACAGAAGUCAUCGUCAUGGACCCACGAGCUGUGGAAGCUACUGUAGCUCUCCAAUCAGCUAAACCGACUCAAUAUCUCCACGGUGACAUUUUCGUAAAUUCACUGGGAAAUAUGUGAAAACUGGAACAAUAAAGUAAACACAAACACUCGUAAACGUGUUAACAUAUUAGUUAAUGUUAACAUAGUAGCUAAUGCAAAUUGCGCUAGCUUCAUUACAUUACUAUAGGACGUACAAAUAUGCAUGAAAACACUCAUCAUCCCACAUGGUAUGGGUUAGCAAGUAAGAAUUGUUUGUUAUAAACCUUACAAACAUUGCCUGGAGCAAGGGUGCCCAUUACGUCGAUCGCGAGCUACCGGUCGAUCGCGGAGGGCGUGUCAGUCGAUCACCAACUAGGCAUUGAAAAAAUAGUCCUAAAAAUUAGCGAUCAGAAAUCUUCACUAUGACGUCACUUGAUUGACAUUCACGGCACCCGAGGGUCUUGUGAAAUGACGCUGGCUGCUGCGAGCUCAGUGUGAAGGAAAAAAAGACCGUCAGGGAGGCGACAAACAGUUUUUAUUUCAACCAUACCUCCUGUCAAAAGCCUAAAGACUGACCACAUAGUUCCUGUCUUCACAAUAAAAGCGCUGCUCUAUUUUGCCUGCGCUAACAAAAUAAGAGUCUCAGAAAGCUGGCGUGCGCAAGCCACGGAGUUUGCCGCCAAUAUAUUUUUUAUAAAGUGUAUAAAAAGGAGUAUGAAUGCUGGACAAAUAAGAUGGCAAAAAGCAACCACUUUCAUGUGGAUGUUGUCAGCACUACUGUCUGAUUCCAAUCUAUGCAAGUAAUACACCAAUUUAUAUUCUUGUCUUUAGGAAAGAAAAUAAUCUAUAUGUGUUAAACGUGCUUGUAUUAUCAUUAAACACCUUUUAACUUGUUAACAAAAACGUCUCUUUCAUAAAUAAAUAUAAAUUAUAUAUAUGAAUGAGGUAGAUCCUUUCGACUCGGUCAUUUAAAAAGUAGCUCGCCUGCUGAAAAGUGUGGGCACCCCUGGCCUGGAGUGAUGAAUGAAGAAUCCAUAUGAGUAGAAACGCUAGGGAUGGAACGGUACUUCUACUUAUGGUUCAAAGCUAUAAACAACAGGAAACAUAUGGUGGAAAUCAGACCCUAAAUUCAUUAUAGGUCCCCUUUAACUGAAACUUACAUUCUCCACCUUUACUUUCCUUUUCUCUGACGCACUGCCAUCAGUAAGGUCUGUCUCACACUUAGGAGACGGGCGACGUGCAACAAAGUAUUCCUCCGUCGUGCGCUCGUAACUAGAGAUGUCCGAUAAUAUCGACCGAUAAAUGCUUUAAAAUGUAGUAUCGGAAAUUAUCGGUAUCGUUUUUUUAAAUUAUCGUAUCGGUAUCGUUUUUAUUUUUAUUUUUUUAUCAAUUUUUUAAUUAAGUCAACAUAAAAAACACAAGAUACACUUACAAUUAGUGCACCAACCCAAAAAACCUCCCUCCCCCAUUUACACUCAUUUACACUCAUUCACACUCAUUCACACAAAAGGGUUUCUUUCUGUUAUUAAUAUUCUGGUUCCUACAUUAUAUAUCAAUACAGUCUGCAAGGGAUACAGUCCGUAAGCACACAUGAUUGUGCGUGCUGCUGGUCCACUAAUAGUACUAACCUUUUAACAGUUAAUUUUACUCAUUUUCAUUAAUUACUAGUUUCUAUGUAACUGUUUUUAUAUUGUUUUACUUUCUUUAUUAUUCAAGAAAAUGUUUUUAAUUUAUUUAUCUUAUUUUAUUUUAUUUUUUAAGAAGGACCUUAUCUUCACCAUACCUGGUUGUCCAAAUUAGGCAUAAUAAUGUGUUAAUUCCACGACUGUAUGUAUCGGUUGAUAUCGGUAUCGGUUGAUAUCAAUAUCGGUAAUUAAAGAGUUGGACAAUAUCGGAAUAUCGGAUAUCGGCAAAAAGCCAUUAUCGGACAUCCCUACUCGUAACUAUUUGUAAUUUUUUUGUACAAUGCUAAUCGUUUACUGGACGUAACCGCAAAAUGUCAUAACGCAAGGACAGCCUUGUACUAAUGACAUUGGGUUAUUUCUAAUUGGGAAUCACUGGCUGUACCUAAUGAUGUGUCCUCAGACGGCUGCAAAUGAGCACAUUAGGGCAUUACGUGCACACGUAGAGAGUGUCUAACUGUGUGUUCACCCUCUGCUU
Entelurus aequoreus (snake pipefish) is the source of this 5674-nucleotide messenger RNA. It is a transcript of the gene ppm1ba, whose product is annotated as protein phosphatase, Mg2+/Mn2+ dependent, 1Ba. Gene Ontology annotation, biological process: positive regulation of canonical NF-kappaB signal transduction; negative regulation of canonical NF-kappaB signal transduction; protein dephosphorylation. The transcript has 6 exons. The record is from RefSeq and is a predicted model, not a curated record. Gene Ontology annotation, molecular function: magnesium ion binding; protein serine/threonine phosphatase activity; manganese ion binding. NCBI's taxonomy places the organism in Eukaryota, Metazoa, Chordata, Actinopteri, Syngnathiformes, Syngnathidae. The coding region runs from base 377 to 1591 and encodes 404 amino acids. Gene Ontology annotation, cellular component: cytosol; nucleus.